AGUGUUGACCAAGUUUGCGACCCGUAGGCGCGUAAGAGUUCUUGACAAUUUAAAAAUAGUUUUGUAUCAAAAAUACAUUACAAAUGGCUUCCUGUGCAGUAAAAUGGUGUGGCAAGUCAGCUAAGACAUCCAGUUAUCAAAAAGAUGGCAUAACAUUUCAUCGGUUUCCUAAAUGUCCCGAAAGGAAAAAGAUGUGGAUCGACGCAACUUGUCGAGGGGACGGAUGGUUUCCUACCAAAAAUAGUGUGCUAUGCUCAAGACACUUCACAGAAGACAAUCUUCAUAUUAUGAAAAAACGUAGAAGGCUGUUGGAUUCCGCUAUACCAUCUCUAUACUUGCCAGUUUUGGCACCCAUCCCUACCAUAGGUUCAAGUGCAGAUAUUGCAGCUAAAAAUUCGGAAAUUCCUGUCGCCGGCACAUCCUUGAAAAAAACGAUUACUCGUUCUCCGCUGAAAGACGCAAAAAACCCGCCAACACCUAAGAAUCAGAGCCAUUGCUUAGAAACGCCUACAAAACAAAAAAGAAAAUUUGCUCCUACACCUGAUACGCCAUCUGCAUUUGAUACUCCAGUUAAAAAACAUCUUUGUAGAAGAAUCAUCGAAUUAACUAAUGUAAUGAACAAAAAAGAUAAAAAAAUUAAAAAGUUAAGUGAUUCCAACAGAAGACUAAAAAGAAAAAUAGUUUCUUUGAAGUCAUUAUUGUUAGAAUUAGAAAACAAAAAUUUAUUAACAGCCGAAAACAAUGACGCAUUAAGUUCCUUAGGGGUCAAAUGUAGUGAAAUUAUUCGCCGUCAAAUAGUGAAAGGAAAAUCAGGUAAAAUUGUUAGGAGAAAAUAUUCACCACAGUUGAGAGCUUUUGCACUCACCUUAAAUUUUUAUUCAACUAAAGCUUAUAAUUAUGUACGCAAAACAUUUAGUACUUGUUUACCCUCUGUAAAAACACUAGGAAAGUGGUACAGAUCUAUAGAUGGCCGUCCAGGUUUCACGAAAGAAGCUUUUGAUGCUCUGAAAUUUAAGGCAACACAGACAAAUCUGCCCAUUCAUUGCUGCAUUGUUUUUGAUGAAAUGAAAAUUGAGAGGAAAGUAGAAAAGACAUAUGGUUAUGUAGAUUACGGUGGAAGUGUGGAUUCAGACUGUAGAGAUGAAUGUACCGACGCGUUAGUUUUUCUAGUUGUUCCAUUACACGGUAAAUGGAAAGUUCCUAUUGGGUAUUUUUUUAUUAAUAAAGUGACAGCUGACCAAAAAAAAUUUUUGCUUACUCAAGCUAUUGACUUAUGCUUUGAAGCUGGAUUGGUAGUCAAAGCUGUGACCUUUGAUGGCUGUCCAGCCAAUAUAGCAAUGGCCAAGAAACUGGGAUGCAAUUUAAAUCCGAAUAAUUUGAAAACUGUUUUUAAAGCGCAAAAUAAUGAAAUAGCUAUCUUUCUCGAUCCGGCUCACAUGAUAAAAUUAGUUAGAAAUAGUUUUGAACAUUACAGGGAAUUUAUAGACGCUGAAGGCAAUUAUAUAAAAUGGAGUCAUAUUGAGAUGUUACACCAGUUGCAAGAAAACGAGAAGUUUCACGCAGCUAACAAGCUACGAUCUGAACAUUUGUUUUUUAAAAAGAAUAUUAUGAAAGUGAAACUUGCCACUCAAUUGUUUAGCAGAAGUGUUUCAAUAGCUCUCCAAUUUUGUAAAAACACCUUGAUGAUAACCCAGUUUCAAGGAAUAGAUGGAACAGCAAAUUUUUUGUUAAUAUUAAACGACUUAUUUGAUAUCUUAGAUUCGAAAGUGCAUGGAUAUGGACUGAAAAGGGCAUUAAAUGCUGAAAACUCUGAGGUUAUUUUAUCAAAACUCGAAAUGUGCAAAAGUGUGUUGAUGAAUUUGACAACUAAUUUCAAAAAUAGGCAGACGCGAUUAAUUGAUACACCGAGAUUUACCGGAUUUUUAGGACUCUGUAUAUGUAUUGAAAGUGCAAAAUUUUUAUUUAAUGAUCUGAUAAAGAACCAGCGCUGUCCUUAUAUAUCGUUUCACCGUAUCAGCCAAGACCACAUUGAACUAUUUUUCUGCAAUAUGAGAUCACAUGGAGGGGCUAAUAACAACCCAACGCCAAAACAGUUUUGUGGAAUUUAUAGAAAAAUGCUUGUACACAUGGAACUGCAAGAAAUCAAUACCGGUAAUUGUAUAACAUUAGAACAAAUUGCCAUAUUAAACUGUUCUUCAGCUAUAAAACGUAUAAAUAUGACGACUGAAAGGGGUGAAACUUGCGAGACUGAGGAAUGCUUUGAUGAAACUUUUAUUGAUUCCUUGCCGUUAUCUCAGUUUUCCGAAAGCAUAAUAGAAUAUGUCGCUGGCGCUGUUGUACAUUACUUAAUAAAGAAAAUCAAAUGUAAUAAGUGCGUUAAAGCUUUAAUAUCCCUGGAUGAGAAAAAAAACAGUUUAAUUUACGCAAGAGAUGCAGGAGGACUACUGUUCCCGUCCAAUAUGGUCACUAAAAUUUGCAGACGAUCUGAACAAGUCAUUCGAAGCUCAAUCAAUUCAAAUCAAGGUUCUCAAAUAUAUUACAAAGACAAAUUCCGGUUUGUAACACAAACAUUAACCAGUUUUGUUAAUGAGGAUAUUUUUCCUGAAAUAAAAAAUCACCAAUUCGAUCACGAAAGUAGUAAUCAUGUCAUUGACUUAGCUAAGAGUGUCAUGGAAAAAUACAUAGACAUAAGAUUACUCUAUUUAUCCAGGAAGACAGAUCCUAAGAAUUCUGUGAGACAAUUUUAUACCAAGCUUAUCCAUUUUAAAAAUCAGUGAAAUAUAUGUCGGAGCGUCUACAAAAUACCAGUUGAAUCAAGUGAGCGAGCGGUUGCGUGACUCUAGCGGAACGUCAUAUCGAUGGCAGCGAGGUAGAAUUAAGGGUAUAUCGAGAAACAUAUAUAUUUAAAUAAACAUAAAAAAUGUUAGCUCGUUCAACACAUUCAAGAAACAAUUGUAUGAAUAUCUUGUUGCAAAUGACUGACUUAAAUAAUCGUGAAUGCGUUGCGCGGGUGAAGUGUGUGUAUUUUUGUUGAAUUUAAUUUGGUGAACGACUGUGAAAUUUACUUUCAGCUAUGUACUCAUGUAAGUGACAUGCAUUUGUCUUAAUGAGUAAUAAAUAUCUUUAAACCUAUUUAUAAAUUAAAUGUACAAAUAUAUGUAUGCAUUGUUUUAUUAUUAAAUAAACAUC
Parnassius mnemosyne (clouded apollo) is the source of this 3189-nucleotide messenger RNA. The record is from the annotation of a GenBank genome assembly. Lineage: Eukaryota; Metazoa; Arthropoda; Insecta; Lepidoptera; Papilionidae.